CAUGAGUUAACGGAGGUAGACUAGGACAGACACAAAAUAGCAAACUAAGGAAUCAGCAGCAAACAAACAUUCAAAAUUUUCUAUCACCAGCAUCCACUGACAUUUGCCUAAGGUCACCAGCCCAUGUCAGUGGGUUUUUGCUGAACUGGUCUCCUCAACGUAAAGAUUCUUAAUAAUUUUGGCUAUGUACUCUGCCCAGACCCUCCCCUCUUAAAAAAAAAAAUAAAAAUUCACAGAUACUGUCAUUGAUAGAGGAGAUGAAAAUGCAUAACACGUUCUGAUUGCAGCUCAGAAGAAAACAAAGGGAAAUCAGGACUAGGAGUUCUAAUCUGAUUUCUUUUUCUCACUUUGCCACUGACCAGUGGUAGCACCUUGAGGAGGUGUUCAUCUUUAUGUAUCUGCAAGGCUGCAUUUAGCAGCUUAUCUCCUCUAAAAGUUCCUGUGGAGCUGAUUACAUUGAUGCAUAAAGAAUUAAGUCAUUAAAAAAAGCAGCAAAUUCUUAUAUUUAAAAUAUUUUUUUCCCUCUUAUCAUCCUUCCAUUGGCCUUUUGAAAUACGUAUGAUUGGUAUCACUGAAUACAGGUAGGUUCCCUUACUCCCUAUUGCCUUUUCUCUGAGUGCACCUCUUUCUGUUGAUGUUUCAGGCUGAUCUUACUGCCUUCUUAAGACGACUAAUGAAAAGUGCUCCCUUGAACAAGUGCGUGUUGGCUCCCUCUGAGCUGUGAUUCCAGGAGCCAGGGAUAGGAAAUCAGGAAGGAGCUGAGGAGGGAGAUGGAAGCCUUUUCUGGAAAACAUACUGUUCGUUGCUAAGCUGCUUCAAAUCAGUUGUGAAGAUGAAGUCAGCAGUAGAUUUAUUACCUCAGAUACAGAGAAGAUUACAAUAAGAUGAAUGAUGAUUAGAGUAAAAACCAUUGAGGCAAAGUUACCAUGAAGGGAUCGAACAAGGCACUAGGACCUAGGAGGCGUCUCAUCCACCCUGGCAGGAAUUUCUUGCUUGGAGCUCAGACAACAAAGGCAGAGCGAGCCUGGUUUUCUUUCUCUCAGCAUCUCCACCCUGCGCGCUGAAAACCGCUUCAGAUCUUUAGGGUUCACCAAACUAUGGAACUUGAUUUUGGACACUUUGACGAACGAGACAAGGCGUCCAGAAACAUGCGAGGCUCACGUAUGAAUGGGUUGCCCAGUCCCACUCACAGUGCUCAUUGUAGCUUCUACAGAACCAGGACCUUACAGGCACUGAGUAAUGAGAAGAAAGCCAAGAAGGUGCGUUUCUAUCGCAACGGGGACCGCUACUUCAAGGGAAUUGUAUAUGCUGUGUCUUCUGACCGCUUCCGAAGUUUUGAUGCUCUCCUGGCUGACCUGACCCGGUCCCUGUCUGACAACAUUAAUCUGCCUCAGGGAGUCCGUUACAUUUACACCAUUGAUGGAUCGCGGAAGAUUGGAAGCAUGGAUGAGCUGGAGGAAGGAGAGAGUUAUGUAUGCUCAUCUGACAACUUCUUCAAGAAGGUGGAAUACACGAAGAACGUCAAUCCCAACUGGUCUGUCAAUGUGAAGACAUCUGCCAACCAGAAAGCACCUCAGUCUCUGGCCAGCAGCAACAGCGCCCAGGCAAAGGAGAACAAAGAUUUUGUGCGUCCCAAGCUGGUAACCAUCAUCCGUAGUGGGGUGAAGCCCCGGAAGGCAGUCCGUGUGCUCUUGAACAAGAAGACGGCCCAUUCGUUUGAGCAAGUUCUCACUGAUAUCACUGAAGCUAUAAAACUGGAGACAGGAGUGGUCAAAAAGCUGUAUACUCUGGAUGGAAAACAGGUGACCUGUCUCCACGAUUUCUUUGGGGAUGAUGAUGUGUUUAUUGCCUGUGGUCCCGAAAAAUUCCGCUAUGCACAGGAUGACUUUUCUCUGGAUGAAAGUGAGUGCCGGGUGAUGAAAGGGAGCCCUGCAGCUGCCACGGGCAGUAAGUCAUCUCCCACCCCUCAGAAGAGCUCAGCAAAGAGUCCAGCCCCAAUGCGCCGGAGCAAGUCUCCAGCUGAUUCAGCAAAUGGGACCUCGAGCAGUCAGCUGUCUACGCCCAAAUCCAAGCAGUCCCCCAUCUCCACACCUACCAGCCCAGGGAGCCUCCGUAAGCACAAGGACUUGUAUCUGCCUCUGUCUUUGGAUGACUCUGAUUCCCUUGGAGAUUCCAUGUAAAGCGACAUGACGUUAAUAGUCUGUACUGCAAGCUAUGUUUAAGAUACAGUAGAGUACUUCUGCCAAACUAAGCAGAUAGGUGACUGGUGCUUUCAAAUCAGACAAAGGACACACAGUUAUAUGUCAUUUUUUUCUGUGAUUUAUCCUCUCUACCACAAAUCAUCACCUACCAGUCUAUAGAGAUAGAGGGAUACCAUUCUUUUAAGCAGAGUUUUAGGGAUGCAAAAUGGACAUUGCCAGCAAUUUUGGGCCAUUAUGCCACUGAUCCUGUGCACUUCCCAUAUUUUUCUAUUAUUUUUUCUUCUGCAAAUACGUAAUUUUCCUAGUGACAGUAAUGGAAAGCUCCCCCAGAAGUGUGUGAAUCAAUUUGUUGCUGACAAGUUCUGACAACUCUUUACCUCCAAACUGCCAACACUUGCUUGUUCCUCGUUUACAGCCCUGAUUUUAGCACUUGCAUACUAACUAGUACUGUUUUUGUUGUUACAGGGCAGGAAGGGAAAUGACUUAUUAGUUUGAUGCUUAAUAUGCCAGCAGAAGCUUGGACAAGAUUAGGAAUGAUAACAUGAGAUGCUAAGUAAGGUUAGUGCAAUAGUGAUUUUUCAGAUAUUCAAAUAUUGGGAGUUGUUAAAUAAUUAAGUAAAAUAAUGUAAGUCAGCUGAGUUGUCUAGAGUUGAACAGAUUCACAUAUAGUCCAGAAACACUGCUAGCUGGUAACAAACUUUUAUAACCACCCUAUGGUAUCUCUCUAUCUCUGUUUUUAAAAGUAAUGCCUUGUGAACAGCCAACACUGAAAACACUGUGAGAAUUUGUUUUCAGGUCUGACAUCCUACAGGUCACUUUUUAUAGCAAAAAAUCAAUACACUUUUUAUAAAGGAAAACCUUGUAUCUGUGUUUUGGAGUAAAGAUUCAAGCUCCUUCUUUUUUAUAAAAGCUGGUGAUUUUGUUUUGUUUAAAAAAACACAUUCAGAAAAAUGAACAAAAAAAAACCCCACCAACUGCAGAACAGUAAUAAUAACAAAUCAGUUUAGAAAUCUUGUCAUCACUGCCAGAACAGACACUUGUAGGGGAAAAAAAAAGUCAGUUCAAAAUAUUGAAUGUUUUGAUAGUUUUUGUAAUGUUUAAGACUAUGUAUUUGUUUUUUACACUUCUGUAUUCAUAACUAUGGCCAGAUUCUCUACUUGUAUAACAAAUGGAACUUUGUGUGUUUGAAAACCCAUAUUUUAAGAAACUCUUCUAUCUGACAAAAACAAACUUAUUGUAUUUAGAGAAACCUUUUGCUUUUAUUAAUCAGUAAUGACUCCUAUGGAAUGCAAAGUUCAUCUACUCACGCAGGGCUGGUGGUUUUUACUACGCCGAAAUUUUGUUAUAGGCUAGCUGGCAUUGCCUCUCUUUCUCAUGGAAUAAGCUUUUGAUGAAACUGAUUAUUACGGAACUUUACCUAAAGGAAAUCUGUGCAAUCAAAUAUUUCUUUCUUGCUCUAUUUGCCUUUGUUUCAACAUAUACACCUAUUCCUUAUUCUCUUGCAACCCCUUGUGAUUAGAAUGAAUUAUAAUGUGAUGUUUGAUGCUAUAUGAAUGCUGGGUUGUUCACAAAGCCACUCCAUAUUUUGUUUGCUUGCAUUGCUGAUAUGAAACCAUCUGUGCAGGCUAUGUCUUUAGAGGUUCACGUGAUGAUACAUAUAAUGCAACUUUAAGAUGCAUCUGAGAGAGGUCAGAAUUGGGAAUUACCAAGGGGUCAGAAUUAUGCACCGAUUUUGCACCCUGUAGUCUUAGUGCAUGAUCUUUUACACACAGAGUUUUGUGAAAGAAAUAAUUUGUGCCCACAAAUAACUUCAUUUAAUUGAGUAAUUUGCUGACUAUGUGACUGCUAAAUGAACAUUUCACCUAUUGUAUAUAGAAACCUGGUUUCAGUUCAGAAGGCUAGAGGCUCAUGUAAGCUGUGAAGUAUAGGGGAAAGUACUGUGGACGAAGCAUAGGUGUAGUAGUCAGGAAACCUUCAUUCAGUCUUUUGGCACUGCUAGAUUUAGUGUCUGAAGGGGAGCAGGUCUGCUAGUAACACUGUGCCUCAAUAGGUCUACCCAUUCCUGUGUGGAUAAUACUGUUCUACCUCACUGGAGGUUGUGAAUCCAAAUGUUGCUUAGCAUUUGUAAAGUGCUUUCAGAUCCUCUAACAGAAGAUACUGAACUGUUCUGGCUGCAGAUUUGGCUAUGGAUGCUAAUUUUUGGCUGUUUAAUCCACUAGGUGCUACUGUUGACACUAGUCUUGAAAAAACAGGGCUUUCUUAAGCAUCAGGAUAGCAAAGGCCAUGGUUAUGCCAACAAUAUUGUUAAUUAGAACAUUUAUCUUAGUAAAAGCUCUGGCGAGAUAGAUAUUUGGCAUGCUUUUACCCUCUUCUCUGUUCUGUUGAUGUAAAUCUGAAAGUCCCUCCCCAGGCUUUGCCUUUCCAGGAACUCUGACUACUAGCUCAGCCUGUUAAGGGAUGGUGGACUUGGACUCUAGGCAGAGGUUCUGUCACUUAGCGACGCAGGCUGUUUCCUUCACAGCCCGAGUUAGCAUGUCCUGCCACCUUCCUGUGAGUCCCUGCUCAACCAAGGAGACCAGCCAUAAAACUAGAUCUAGGUUCUCUUGCUAUUCAGCCUCAGACUCUCACCACUUUUUCAACAGGAAAACCUAAUUCUGUGAUGCCCAUAAGCAGAGUGAAGUGCUAGAGUUGAUGAUGAUGUUAAAGGAGUCAGAGAUAUGCUUCCAUCCAGUACUCACAAAUUCAGUUUGUAUAAGACAAAGCAGGAUGCCAAAGGUCAAAUAAACCUUUGGAUGGAUGGUGGUGAAGGUUGUUGUUGAGAGGUGAUUCCUUUCCUUCCUGCCACGAGUAGCGGGUUAUUUAAAUAUGCUCUUCCUUGUAGAGUGUGCUAAUAAAUCAGUUAGGCCUUCCUCCUGUGCUGUACUUAGUGACAUACCUAAAACCUCAUCCUGCAAGUACUUCCUUAGGAGUUUUUUUUUUGCACUAGAAUCAUCCUGGGGUGGGGCUGAGCCCAGUAAUUUCUUCAGGGCACUACCAAGGGAACCUGAAAAGGCCUAAAAGAAGAAGAAAAAAUCUUCAGUGGGAAAAAUAGCCAUUCAAACCUGCAAAAGCCAACAAAGAAAACAGGGUAUGAGGUCCAACUCAAAGUUUUAAAAAGCAGUUUUCUAGGUAGAACUGCUUAGGCAGUAGAAGUCAGUGAGCAUUUCAGCUGUAACAUAUUGUUAAGUCUGCAUUAAUGCUAUUAUUGUAUGAGGUCUUGUACAGAAAUGCAUGUGGAAUGCACUGUACAUUCAACACUACUUAUCUUUGGCUUUGUAGGAUCCCUAAAUAGAUUUGAUUACAAAGAGAAAUAAUGCACAAGUAUCAUAUCUUAGUCAUUUAAAUAGAGGAACAGCCUUGAUUCAGCAAAGAAGCUAAAGACAUGCUUAAAUUUUCGCACGUGCUUUACUCCUGUUGAUUUUUCAUGAGAUGUAAGCCUGGGUUUAGCCAGAAAGCUUUCCUGAACUAGAAUGAAUUAGGAAUUAGUUUCACUGUGCUGUAAUAAUUCCAGACCUUAUGAGAUCCUGGAGCAAAUGACUGCAAUUCUGUUAUACACUCCAGAGUUUAGAUUUUAUAUAUUUUCUACAUUUGCAGGCACAUAAAAAAAGCACUACAGGAUGUGAGGAUUUGCCAUAUUAAUUCUGCUGAAAAAACCCUAUCUAAUUUCCCCCAUGAGGCUGCCUUUAGUGUUUUCAGAAACUAAUUGAAUCAUUAAGACUAUACUGAUUUAAAACAAGUCAGUAUUUAAAAGUAAAUUUGAGAGAUUCUUAAUCUGGUACAGAGCUUUGUUUCUUUGAAAUCUACCUUUAUUUAUUCAGUACCAAGUAUAAUUUAGCAAAUUUGCGUAUAAAAUUAUUUAAAAAACCUAUUUCCACAUAUAAUCAUUAGUAAGGAAUUAGAGCAAUAUCCUUCAACCAUAGAAAGACAACGUAUUUAGUCUUCAUACCUUCCCACAGUGAUCUCAACUGUAGAAUAUCAGGGCAGUGCAGCAAAGUUCUUGAGCCUUGGGAGUUUUGUCACUUAUAAAGCAUUUAUAUUCUGAAACUUUUGAGUUAAACCUCCAUCUGAUGUCAGAUUUGGAAUUAGUUCAUUUCCUCCUACUAGAUAGCUAACCAAUACUCUACCCCUUGAAAUAAUUUUGAAAGAGUUUGGUAAAGGAAUUCUACCUUCGUCCACUUUGCAGUAGGAGAUGGAAUUAGCUUUUGCCUUCUGUUGUCUGUUUCCCAUAACUGCAUAUUAUUUACAGUACUAUCAGAAUCUGAAAAGCCUAUUUUCAUAGGCAACAGAAGAAUAAUUCUGCUUAGAAAAGAACUUCCACAUCUCUCUUUCUCAUUUAGCUAGCAUACAUAUAUGCUUGCAAAGAAUCACACAUAGUCUAGCUGUUACUUCUCUCAUUUCCUUGAACAGUGCUCUUGAAAAGAAAAUAAAGAGGCAGGACCAAUAAUUUUGGCUAACAGCAAAACAGUGUUACACCCAAGCAUUUUUAAUAGGAAAUAUUGGUAUAAAUUUGUUAGUUCCCCCUUAUUGAUGUGGAUACUGAUGACAUUUUCUAGGCUGCCUUGUGUUUGCUUGUCCAUGCCUUUGCUCUGACUGCUGAUGUUAUUGCAAACGCAAAGAAAACCUUUUGAAAUUGCUCUGUAAUACCAAGCUGAAUCCCUAAAAUAAAACAUCAUUCCAGUGACAGCUAUCCCUGGAAGUUCCAUGCUCUCUGCAGGGGUAUGCUGUGGAUUUUGCAAGUAUGAGCCUUUUUUAUCAUAGUAAAAGCAUAAGUGUAUUUUGCUAUGACUUCGGUGGCACCCCACAUCCAUUCAAGGCAAUUGGAGAGAUAUCGUUGGCUACAGCAAAGUAAGAAUUGUUUUUAGAUAAAGGAAGAAAAGAUAGCCAAGUAAAAGAGGUAUAAAGUUAGUCAAGAAAGUGUCUCCACAAGCUAAGACAGUACACAACUAGAGAAGAGCUAUAUAGAGGUGUAUUUACCACACAGAAGGUGCUGAUCACAACCAAGACAGAACAAAACAUUUUCUUUAAUAGUAAUUUAGGCUCAAAAUUAUUUUUCUGGUUACUGACAGAAGCAAAUUAGAAUGGUAUUUGGGACUGGUGAUGUUACUUGUAGAAGCAAAUGGAUGGCACAGAAUAAAUAUCUUUUUCUGCUAAGAUAGAUAAAGUAUGAUGUAGCUCAGGCAACAGGACUAGCAUGUUAUACAAGAUUCUAGAGGAGAUCCAGCUGAAUCAUCACCACCUUGGUUUAUUGAGGCAAAGCAGGUUAAGUCUUUAAGUGCCUUCCAACAUGCGUUGGGCUUCAGUAGCAGGACUACACAUAUCCAACAAGGCCUAGAUUAAAUGGCCUUGACAAAAGUGGGCAGGACAGAUUAAUUCUUGAGCCUCUUGAGAUGAUUAGCCCAUCUUGCUUUUAUGCAGUCAGCUCUAGAAAGUGACUGUCUCCAGGAUCACAGGCAUCUUCUGGCUGAUGCCUUUGUCCCAUUCCUAUGAACCUGAGCAGGCCUCUCUGCAAUAUCUCAAGAAAUGUUAAAGCUGAGUUCUGUGUCUCACAGUAAAGCCACUAAACAUUAAUAGAUUGGCUGGGCUGGGUUUUUUGCUGCAUCAGCUAUCAACCCUGUUAUUCAGGUAUUCUUCACCCUCCCUCUUUGCCCCGACUUGAGAUCUGGUAUCUCUCCUAGGUGCCUCCAGCCUGAACUGGCAUGUCCAUCCACCCCUGUGCUAUUUUGCUGUUGUUAUUUUUUCUUCCCCUCUGGAAAGAUUUGAGUUGUUUGUAUGUUCACAGGUCUGGGACGUAAGCUAACCAACAAACAAAAAAAAAAGGUGUUACUAUCCCUAUUGUUUGGGAGAUGCUCAGAGACAGUAAGUGGAUGGAUGGAAAGGCUUUUUUUCCAGCAAUGUCAUUGCAUAGCUGCUCUAACAGAAUCCUAAUUGUAGGGCAGAGUAGGAGUACUACCUCAGGGGAAGAUGCAGAGCUUUAGGGUCACAGACCACUUCAUCAGGACACUGUUUAAAGAAGGUCAAAAACACUGACACUAAUGUUCAUCCAGUAGAUGAAUUUCUGAGCAAAUGAGAACCAAACCUAGUGAAUGUAAGUGGGCAUUCAGAGCUACUGGUCUUUGGUAUAGUGAGUGAGCUGACCAGUUCUCCCUGUGCCACACUGUCCCAGUGCAUAAAGAACUGACCAUAGCACUCAUCUCUAUCCAUAAACUGCUUUGAGAUCAGCUGAUAUACUGAGCUAUAGAAGAGCUAGCUCUUAAGAUUUAUUUGUUAUUACUGAAGUUUGAAAACCCUAUAAAAGCAGAUUAUGGUGCACUCUCUUAGACAAGUCUUUCAAGGAACUCCCAACUUUUCAGGAGUCUCCAAAAACCAUGAUGUAAAAAUGCUUCAUUAUUUUAGUAAUGGUGAAAAACAGACACACCACUUCUAGUUCCCCGCAAACCAACUGGGGAUCCGGCAGUGCCUCUAAGCACAAGUCCACAUCCAACAACCAAAUUCUCUCAUCUGGAGCUGCCACACCUGACCUGAACACAGUCCCCAACUGCCCCUCUUUUCAUUACCUGUACAUGUACGUAUCAGGGGGCAACGCAGGUUACCAUCCGAAAAUGAGGCCAUGUAUUUUUAAAUAAUGAAUAAGUCUAAUGAUUACAGGGGCCUUCUACCAAGAAAACAGUGGGCCUGUUGUUGAAAGCUUGCUUGUUCAGAAAGUGUUCAUGGGAAAGAAUUGCCUUUCAGUCUUCAUUGCUUAACACACUUAUUCUGGCUCUUGCUCUAUCACUCAGUGAACUGUAACUCACUGGCCAGUUGAGAGCUUGCCUAGGUCUGACAGUUUGCCACUCAAACAAUUGAAGCAGGAGGAUUCCCAAAGGGAAUUAACAAAUCUUUGCAGCAAUUAGAGUCUGUCAACUGAAAAAAAAAAGCUGCACUGUUAGAGAAGGAUGCCAUGAUGGCUAUUGUCACAGUAAACAAAGAAAAAGACUUGUUUCCAAGAGGAAUGGUAGGGGGCAUUUGUUGCAAGAUCUUUACUGAGUGAUGAAAUGAGCGUGAACAUCACAGAAAAUCGUAUGGAAGGGAGAGCAUGAGGCAGUGCACUGGAAACAUCAACAGCAUUGAUGUGUGGGAACAAAGAAAGAUGAGUGCCAAGAAACUCCAAAGAGAAAUAAAAGGGGUAGUGCAAGCUGUGGAUCUACAGCUUGAGUCUGGAUGGAAAAACAGCAGGGGUUUCUGGCUGCAUGUUGAGAGCGUUAUUGCCCCUGCAGGUAUCUAAGCUAGGAUGCAGGCUAUCUGCCACAACAGCAUGUGUCCCACUCCCACUGGCAGAAAUAAGGUCACACUUGGCCUCAGGCUGAAGAACUUGGUUUGAAAUUCUUUGUCUGCCCUGUUUUUCUCUCCUGCUGGCAUAUGGAUGUCUGUGUCAUCUCUAAAAGGGUGAAGGGAAAAUCCAGCUCUUCGCUGAAUGACAGCACCGAACUACAGUUUGGUUUUAUUUUUAUUCCUUCCUUUAGAUCAGAAAUAGAAUUUCAUCAGCAUGCACUGGUCAGGAAAGUACAGGUCUGGCACACUGGGGAACUGCAAGACAUUUAUGAAAGGAUAAUGAGGGCAACUCUGAACCUCCUGGCUCUUCCCAUGGAGUGCAGCAAACUGGAAGAACUACCAACCCUGUUGCACCAAGGUGAUAAGUCCAGACAGGUUUCUGGAAGAGGUUACUGUAAAUUGCUGUGCAGGCAGAAGGGCUGAUGAUGAUCUUGUCCCUGAAAUCCCUAGCCACACAUGUGAAAGCUGUUGCAUUCAAUAAAUCAAUGGAAAGGCCAUGGUGAACAAGAGGAUCCGUGUUUAACACUGAUUUUCUCAUGAUAAUCUUUCUUUUGAAUUCAGUGGAGUUACAAUACUUGUGAAUUUAAUGCUAAAAGACAGAAGAUGUGAUUUAUUUGAAUACAUUUUUUUGCUGCUUGCUCUCAGACUUUCAAUUCUUUUUUUUUCCAUAAGGAUUGCAGCUCUUUGUUUCUGUAGAUUCUCUGACACUCAGUGUAACACAAGCAAAACCCAAAGCUCCUAAUUCUUCAUUGUUUAAAACAGGCAGGAGCUUCUCUGUAAUUAUGGGAGCUGAAUCCAUUUGGUCCAAGGUUGGUCUCCUAUGUCAGAGAUUCAUUACUGUUAGUAAUUACUGUGUGAUUGAUUAGGUAAGUGCAGAUUCAGUUUCCUGGCUGACAACUGCAGACUUUGCAGAAAAAAUCACAUUUAUCCCAGCUAGAAAGUGAUCUCUUUUAUAAACCUCUAAUAGAAAGUUAUACAUAGGAGAUAUUUUCUAUAAUUUUAUUGUAAUUAAUGAUAAAGCUAAAAUAAUUUCACAUGUUGAAAUAUCUUAAAACAUUUAAGAUUGAAAAUUAAACAAGCAGCGUAGCAAAUCAAGGUCUCUUCUACAUUUUCUGGUCCUAGAGAGUUUAUCUUGCCUUCUCUCACCUCAGUCCACCAAGACAUGCCCUAAGCCCAACAGGCUUAUAGAAAAUAGCAUUUCUAUUUCUUUUGGUAUUUUUCUGCCCUAAUCCCAUCUAGUGCCAACCAGAAUAGAGGUUUAUGGUUGGCUCAGUUUUUAGAGAAAAGUAUUGCCAAAUGUCUCUGAACAUAAAAGGAAGGUUCUGUUCUUUUUUAGGUGACUUACCUAAGCUCAAGGCUGCUUUUGAUUUUAUUCAAGCUGGUUCUUCCAUCUCUAUUUGCAAUUAACACAUGCCUAAGUUAUAUAUAAGAAAUGUAUAUUAAUGUGAGUCACAUUUGAGCAGUGAGGUAGCUGCAGAGCGAAGUGAUUUGCCUGAUACAUGAAGUUAGGGUGAAACGUUGGUGGCACUUGGAAAGGGUAGACCCAAACCAAUCCCCAAUUUUCUGAGGAACCCGUGUGUAGAAUCAUACUGAAGAAAUGUCUGUAAUGAGUCAAAUGGAUCCCUAGCUGGGUUCCAGGCCCAGAUCUAGAACUGAAGAAUUUUACCUUCAGAGAAUCCCUAUGAAACAUUCAGCGUUUUUAUGUUCUUGUUUCAUUUUGGGAAUUCCAACAUGGCUGCUUUUCUCCAGCGGCUUCCAACCUCUGCACAGCAGGUAUAGAUGGAUCUUUAGUUCUCUUCCCUUUGCAGGUGGCAGUUGGAAUGGAGUAAUGUUCUGUAUCCCUGUCAUGCUGACCACAGUCACUGAUGGGUUGCAGAACAAAACAGCUGUUUUUUCUUUUUUUUCAUUCUCUACAUCAGAAGAGCUUUUUCCAGAUUUAGUGUGAUAUCUAACAAUGUGUCUCCUUAAGAAGAAUGUCUAGGGAACUAAUUGCACUGUUAAUUGGUGUUUAGAGAUAAGGUGAAGCAGAAGUAUUGAAUGUAAGAACAAGAAAGCCUGUGAGUUAUAAUUACAUGCUGAAUUCUGACAUGUAAAAUUGUUGUUAGUUUGCUUCUUAUUUAAAUUACAUGUGAUCCAAGCAGUUUUACCACCGUGGCAGUACUAGUACAGCUGUGAUUAUCAAUUUAGAAGACAUCCAUGGUCUUCUUGAAAGAAGCCUAUGUAGACAAGUCUAUUCUCUGUACAAAUUCCCCUGCUUGAUAUUCUGUAUUCUAUGACACUGCCUAGUCUAGAAGCACAGGACAGGAGUAUCAGCUUGUUGACUUUGCUGUUACUAGCCUUUGCCUAUUUUCUUAAUCACAAAUACAAUUUCAAGCUAAGGUAAGUGGCUCUCAUCACAUAAGCCAGUGUUCUUCAUGCCAGUCUUCUCUGAAGAGCGUGACCUGCCUUCACUCAUAGCCCUGCACUCUGCAGCUCUCUGUGAGCUGCCAGUCUGCCCAGUGGUGGUUUUGAGGGAGGGAGAUGCAGCUGAACUGGAAGCUGAUCACGGAUUACUGUCUUAGGUCAUUCAUUGAGUUUGUAUGAUUUCAUCAUCAAUAACAAAGCUGCAAUAUAGUAUAACUGAGAGACCACAGUGUAUUUUCUAUUGCCAUUCAGUGGGUGGGGGUUGGAGGGGCAGCUGGGUUUAAAGUUUAGCUGGUAUACUUUAAACUCUGUGUACAUAACCUUGGAGGACACAUGGGUGGUAAGGGUUGAGUUACUGUUUUCUUGGAUUGAUAAAUUUCAUUUUGGUUUUGUUUAAAUAGUAAGGUAUUUAAUUAAUGUCAUUGUACAAAGAGCUAUUAAUUUAAAUGAUGCAUUUGUUCUCCUAAAACAGAUGUAUCUAAACUUUCUAUUUGGCAAGCCUGCAGCAAUGCUACACAUAGCAUUAUGUUGACUUUUGUACUUUGGGGGAGUACGUGGAAGGGGAGGGGAACUGCUUUCCUCUUCGAACAGUGUUGCCCAUAGUUAACUUUCUGCUUGGGUAUAUAACUUGAGUUCCCUUUACUCCAAAUUUUCAUGUGAAGUUCUCUUAAAGGGACAGAACAAGCAGAGGUUAUGCCAAAAGAUCUCAAUUGUAUCAUCUUGUAAUAUAUUGCAGCUUUAUGCCAAUGAUUCCUUGCUUACCUGUACACAGUCCAUGCAUGUUUUGAACUAAUUUUGCAUUCUCCAUUUGUGGUGAGUUAUUUAGCAUUCUGACCACCUUUUGUGCCAUUCAACUUGUACAGAAAACAUUUUUAUUGACGUUUUAAGGGAGGGGAAGAAAAGAAAAACCCUUCUGCUCCCUAGUUGUAGGUAGAACUCGAUUACUUAGCAAACAAAUGUAGAUGAGUGGUUGUAGUGUUAGAAAUGUUAGCUUGCUCGUGAACAAGCUUUUGAGAGUAAAUGCAUGGUCUUGUACUUCACUUAAUUAGCUUUUCCUUUCCUCCUGGAAAGAUUCUCCCCCCCUCUCUCUAUUCUAUCUUUGUCUCUCUCGUGGUUGUAAAGUACAGAUUUGGGCAUAAAUAAAAUGAUAUACAAUGAGGUUUGAAAAGCAGUUCUCAACAGAUUCUCUUGGGGAACUUCUCACUGCGCCCUGCCUUGGCACUUUGAUUAGACUCUUUCAAGAUAAAACAGAUGGAGAACAAUCACCUGUUGCCUCUGCUUGAACUGGGGAACAAGUUAAUCCUUGGAAGUUUGCACCACCAGUAAACAAUGAGAUCUUGCUGAUCCAUUGCGGCUGAGGCAUGUGGCAUGUGGGCUACUGGCCGUGGCUUCCACACCUGGUUGUUUGACAUGGGACUGGUCCCACGGCCCCUGAUUUGCAGAGUUUGCACGCACCUUUUGAUUUUCCUGGAUACACAGCAGAGGGGAGAUAGUGGAUGAUAUAUAGGAAUUAUGUUGUUAUGGGUUCUGUAGGCAGCUCCUUCUCCACACUCCCAGGCUCUGGGUUGAGUACACAGGGCUUAUUAUUGUAUAGCCGUGGUUCUGUUGGCAGAGGAGGACAGGAAAUAAAGGCUAGAAAAAGACAGGGGGUCACAGAUAAAGAUGGAUUUUGUAAGAAAUGGACUUAAAAAUCCCCCCAAAACCCUGCCUCAAAACCACAAAAUCUACCUUGAUCCAUGCAUUUAUUCCCCACGCCUCUUCUCCCUUAGCAGAAUUUCCUUUUGUUAGAAGAUUUGACUUUCUAGAAAAAAAAAUCCAUUUUUGUGAGGUGUUGUGAACUGUUUUUACCACUUGUAAUAACCAUCCCAGGUCUGAGUAUUCUUGUAAUGCAAUGCCAUGCAGCAGAGAACCUGUCCACUUUAUAGCUUUGCUCUCAAUAUUUGUUACUCAUUGUUUUCUCAUCUAAAUGUACAUUUGCAAGAUGUGUGUAAUGUCAUUUUCAAAAAAUAAAAUUUGGUUUCAAUAUUUAGGCCGAUAAAACCUUUCUGAUGCUUUUA
Molecule: messenger RNA, 14008 nt
Organism: Meleagris gallopavo (turkey)
Lineage: Eukaryota; Metazoa; Chordata; Aves; Galliformes; Phasianidae
Gene: DCX
Product: doublecortin
Biological process (GO): intracellular signal transduction; retina development in camera-type eye; axoneme assembly
Cellular component (GO): neuron projection; axoneme
Molecular function (GO): microtubule binding
Source: RefSeq, a predicted model, not a curated record